Messenger RNA from Rotaria sp. Silwood2, 222 nucleotides. The record is from the annotation of a GenBank genome assembly. NCBI's taxonomy places the organism in Eukaryota, Metazoa, Rotifera, Eurotatoria, Philodinida, Philodinidae.
AUGGCAUCAGCAACACCAGAUAAUAUUAUUCUUAGUAGUGAACCAUCUUCCAAUAUAAUUGAUCAAUUUUCUAAAUUAUUAAUCUCAUUACCAGUUCAUCAACAAAAAAUUCAACUUAAAUUAGAUCCUCAUUGUAGUGAAGGUGCCGACAUUAUACAAAAUUGUUUGGCAUUACAUAUCGGUUUGUCAUUAGUUGAAUAUGUACUUCAAGAAUGUCCAUAA